This is a messenger RNA of Clonostachys byssicola, 720 nucleotides long. Lineage: Eukaryota; Fungi; Ascomycota; Sordariomycetes; Hypocreales; Bionectriaceae. The record is from the annotation of a GenBank genome assembly.
AUGUCGUGGAUUGGGAAUGGGUACGCUGGAUGCUGCGGCAGUAAUGGCUGUCAGAUCUACACGACAUGCCUGGAAAACACAUCAACGAGCGAUGACCUCGCCAGGAUCUGCACCGGCUCCAAGAGCGCGUGCGUCACUUACACCUGGUCUCCGCAGUCGUACGUCUACUACACUUGCGCCGAGUCCAGGACCACCAUCCCCGUCUCGAUGGACACAAUUACCGGCACGCGGCCCCCAGAGAGUGGAACUUCAACCUAUAGCACAGCCCGUUCGACCCGCAGUGACGGGACGGGAGCUCCUCAGCCAACGUCCUCUGGUGACGGCUCGCCUGGGCUGGGUCUCGAAAGCGACUUGGGAGCCCAAGAGAGAAUGAAAGCCGCCGUAGGGUCGGCAAUCCUAGGGGGCGUCCUGCUCGGAUCCUUUCUGCUGUUCGGUUGCUUCUUUAACCCGCCAGGAUCGGAUGGGGCUAACGAAGAGAACGAGAACCAGCCUUCGCCUCCUCCCAGCGAGAACGCCGGGCUUCUAGGGAGUGGGCAGGAGAUGCACACCCCGGUAUCUACCGUAUCGCCUUCUACCGUGUCGGAGGGCAUAUUCUACGGACAGCAGCCGAUAUAUCUCGGGAGCGGCCAGGAGAUGCAUACGCCUAUGGCUACCAAACCGGAGGCUAGAUUCUACCAGCAGCAGCCAGUUGUCUAUAGCCCACAGAGAGAGUAUGCCUGA